Helobdella robusta is the source of this 1670-nucleotide messenger RNA. RefSeq lists its product as hypothetical. NCBI's taxonomy places the organism in Eukaryota, Metazoa, Annelida, Clitellata, Rhynchobdellida, Glossiphoniidae. Gene Ontology annotation, molecular function: protein binding. The transcript is spliced from 11 exons. Bases 325 to 1467 code for a protein of 380 amino acids. The record is from RefSeq and is a predicted model, not a curated record.
CACGAAUGUAAUAUUGUAUUUCAACUCUGAAACUCAAAGGUUCUAAACCAGCAAGAUUAUAUAAAAUAAAUUAAUGAAUUUUCAUAUGUAACGGAAAAUAUAUGUACAUCAAAGUAUUCAUACAAAGAAAUCCAUUAUUUUAUUCAAUUCAAACGUCUUUCAAAUACAUUCUUGAAGUGUCUGCAUUGGCUGUUGUGGCACAAUGCUGAUCCGUCAGUGAAGUCGGCGAGAGGUUGGACGCCCCUGCACGUGGCCGCCGUCAAAGGUCACGACCACUGCGUUCAGGUCUUUACGUUCAGUCUCGUAAAUUUUUUGCACGGUUGAAUGUCUGAUCAAACAACUGGGCACCUGGCAGUCGUUCAUGGCCACGCUGGUGUCCUCCACACCCUUCUCAGAGCUGGAUGUGACAUAAAUAUGCUAGACAAGAAUCAAUGGAGUAUGGUGCAUUGUGCGGCCUAUCAUGGCCGGCUUGGAUGUCUACAGCUCCUCGUCAGGUGGGGCGGAUCUGUUGAGGAGGUUGACGGAAUGGGAAAUACGGCAGCUCACUUAGCUGCCACGUCAGGGCAUCUUUCAUGUUUGAAGUUCAUCAUGGGUGAACAUAAAAGUAAAUGGAACAAUUGCCUGAAAGACAGAAACAACAAUGGGGAAACGGCACUAAUGUUAGCACAUCAGUACAAUAAACAACAUGUCGUCGAAUACAUAAAGAAUCUACAAUGGGAAGUCGAACAUCCGGAAGAGGCUAAAAGCGCAUCUUUUCCGGCUCAUCUUGCUGCAUACACCGGCGAUUUGGAACAUCUGGUCAUGCUGAUUGACAACCAGGUUGUCCACAUUGACGAGAGGGACGACAAUGGAGCUACACCAGCACACAAAGCUGCAGGCCAAGGUCAUCUAGACAUCUUACAAUGGCUGAUAGAGCACGAUGCCAACACGAGGAUCAAGAACAAAGCUGGCGAAUCCGUGGUCGACGUCGCCAGACGAUUCGCUCAGCUUCCCGCGCUUCAAAUGUUACAGCGCAACUCUAGAGAUGCCGUCAAUGAUGAGGACGAUGACGACGAUGGUGGUGGCGAAAAUGGCAUUCCCCGAAGUGAUUACGAUGACGAUGAUGAUGACGUUGACGAUUUCAUGGUGAGAGCCAAAAAUCUCCUGUUAGAAAUGGAAAAAAAAUAUGAGGUAGCCAAAAUGAAUUUCAUCCAAUUGGGUGGAGUGGUGGAUGGUGUCGUAGAAGAAAAAAUCAGUGAUGUCGAAAAUUAUAGACGCCAGCUAACAGAACUGAAACGACAGUUAGAUAUGGAGCGUGCAGAAAGGAUGGAAAUAAAUGAAAGAAUGGAGGAGUACAAAGAUGAAAUCAUAAGACUUACGUGCGAACUUCAACAAGUUAUGCGCGACAAGGAAGAGAUGGAUGAGAUGAUGGACAGGAAGACGACAAAGAACGAUAAAACAGUUAAGAAGAAAGUAGCAUCUAGAUAGCAAGGACGUUGCUGGAUGGAGAUGACGUAGAUGAUGACGGCGACGCUGAUUGGUUGGUUGUUUGAUAAGAGUUCACUGAUAGGUUGAUUUUGUGAUGUACAUCAUCACAUUAUUUGAUGACCAUGGAGAUGAUGACGACAAUGAUGACGAACGUUUCAAGCGUUUCAAUUCAACCUACCCGCACCAAAAAUUUAAAUUUUCAA